Messenger RNA from Elaeis guineensis (African oil palm), 1659 nucleotides. The record is from RefSeq and is a predicted model, not a curated record. NCBI's taxonomy places the organism in Eukaryota, Viridiplantae, Streptophyta, Magnoliopsida, Arecales, Arecaceae.
UUGCGGGAUCUGGAGAGGGGUGUCGAUAUUCUUGUGGCCACUCCUGGUCGUUUGGUAGAUUUGUUGGAGAGGGCUAGAGUUUCAUUACAGAUGAUCAGAUAUUUGGCCUUAGAUGAGGCUGAUAGAAUGCUUGACAUGGGUUUUGAGCCACAGAUUCGGAAGAUUGUUGAACAAAUGGACAUGUCCCCACGAGGUGUAAGACAGACCAUGCUGUUCAGUGCCACAUUUCCCAAAGAGAUACAGACAUUGGCUUCUGACUUCCUUUCCAACUACAUCUUUCUUGCUGUUGGAAGGGUUGGUUCCAGUACUGAUUUGAUUAUACAGAGAGUUGAAUUUGUUCUUGAAUCAGACAAAAGAAGCCACCUUAUGGACCUUCUUCAUGCCCAAAAAGCUAAUGGUGUUCAUGGAAAGCAAGCUUUGACUUUGGUCUUUGUGGAGACGAAGAAAGGAGCUGAUUCACUGGAACACUGGUUGUGUAUGAAUGGAUUCCCUGCAACCACUAUUCACGGGGAUAGAACACAGCAGGAAAGAGAAUAUGCAUUGAGAUCCUUUAAGAGCGGUGCAACUCCAAUCUUAGUGGCAACAGAUGUUGCAGCACGUGGGCUUGACAUCCCCCAUGUGGCACAUGUUGUCAAUUUUGACCUUCCAAAUGACAUUGAUGACUAUGUGCACCGUAUUGGAAGGACAGGGAGAGCUGGAAAGACUGGUCUGGCCACUGCCUUCUUCAAUGAUGGCAACUUAAACCUCGCAAGACCGCUGGCUGAGCUUAUGCAGGAAUCUAACCAGGAGGUUCCUGCAUGGCUCUCCCGCUAUGCUGCUCGUUCUUCCUAUGGUGGUGGUGGUGGUAGGAACCGUCGAUCUGGUGGUGGAGGUGCUCGCUUUGGCGGUCGGGACUUCCGACGGGAUUCCACCUUCAGUAGGGGUGGAGGUGGUGACUACUAUGGUGGAGGUGGUGGGUAUGGUGGUGGGGGAUAUGGAACUGCAUCUCCGGGGUACGGGGGUGGCUAUGGUGGUCCGGGGGUGACUAGUGCUUGGGACUAACAUUAUCCCCAUUGUCUCAAACAACUAAAGUUCUAUUGCCCCUUGUUUUCUAGAAUAUAAUUUUGAUAGGGUUGCACACUCGCAGGGUUAAACAGUGGGUAAUUGUCCCUUUUUUGGUCUUCUGUUCGUUCAGUAGUCUCUCUUCUUAUUGGUUCCCCAUCAUUGGAUGUGUUAUCUGGCAUUCUGGAUGGUUAAUAUGUGAUGGUGAAUUGAUGGUGGUGGCUAACUUCUAGGUGUUGAUGGGAUCUGUUUAUUUUUUUCUCUUUUUUUUACUUGUCUUUUUCGUCAUGGGUUGGGUGUAAUUUUGGUGGGGGGUUGUAGAAUGUGUUUAGGGUGGGAGGGGCUUUUUUUUUGGGGCUCUUUGUUUCAUCUCAUAGCAUGUUCUUUUAGACCUGAAUUAAUGGUGGGGGAGUAGACAAGAGCUAGGCUUUUGCUUUCCAUGUUUUUAUUUCGUGUUCUUGUUGUAAAUUUCUGAGAGAUUUACUGAAAUAAAUAUGACGGGAAGGGAGAAAAGGGGAUAGGAUGUCAAAUCUUAAUGGAAACAGAGUAGCGUGCUUUACGGUAAUCUGAUAUUGUUAUUCGAACAUACUGAAAUAUAUUUUGUUUUGUCUUUCAUUC